Cetraspora pellucida is the source of this 511-nucleotide messenger RNA. The record is from the annotation of a GenBank genome assembly. NCBI's taxonomy places the organism in Eukaryota, Fungi, Glomeromycota, Glomeromycetes, Diversisporales, Gigasporaceae.
UCUUUCAAAUGUUGUAGAAUAUCAGUUGCAAAUGAUGGAUCGGAAGAAAAUUUACUUUUUGAUUAUGAUUUAGUUGAAGGAUAUAAAGCCAAUGAAUAUAUUUUUAAUUAUAAUGAAAGAUCCGAUUUUACAACCUCAACCUAUUUAGAUUUCUCUUCCCAACAACAUUUUUUACCUCAAAGUUCUUCAUCUCAAGAUCCUCCAUUCCAAGGUCCUCUGUUUCAAACUCUUUCGCUACAAAGUUCUCCACCCUCAAGUUUUCCGCCUCAAAGUUCCCUGCCUCAAAGUUUCCUGCCUCAAAGUUCCCUGUCUCAAAGUUCCCCACCUCAAAGUUCUCCACCUCAAAGGUGUCUUAUCUCAAAGUUUCCCGCCUCAAAAGCUUCUGCCUCAGCAAUACUUACUGUCCCAACAAGGUCCUCCACACCAACAGCCCCACUUCCAACAGAACCUCUUACAGCAAGACUAUCCGGCUCUACAAUACUUUUUACCCCAACAAUCUUUAACUCAGGAU